AUGAAUUUUGACGGAAGCAAUCCCCAUGUCACACAAUUGCUGAAUAUUCCUCCUCAACACCAACAAAAUGGCGUCACCAAUAAUCCCUUUACUACGGGUAGCAUAGCAAUAGUAGAAUCUGAACCGUCGGUCCAACAACACCAACAAACACAAACACUUGUUCCUCCGGUUAGUAUGCAGCUUGCGGUCGGCUCAAUUUUUCAAAAUUGGGAAAACGUUGAUGAAUUUCUUGAUCAGUAUGGGCGGGAACAAGGAUUUGUUGUGAGGAAGAAACGGGUUGAACGUGACGAACUGGGAAUCGUGCGAAAACGAACGUAUGAUUGUGAGCAUGGAGGAAGAUAUACACCGAAAAAGAAAGCGGCGCUUCAUGAACAACGUAAUCGAACAUCGAAACGUAUUCAAUGCAAUUGGCAUAUUAAUCUUUCUUUUCCUAAAACUAGUGCACAUAUAACGGUUACUACGUUUGUUAAUGAACACAAUCAUGAGCUCCACUAUCUUCAUCGUUCUCUCAAUGAUAUUCGUAAUAGCGGCAAUUCCAUUACGACUUCAUCUUCAUCCACCAAUAAUAACACAUCCAAUAUACCUCAUGAUACGAAAUAUCAAAUGGUAACAACAGCGACUUCCACAAUAAAUAACGCAUCAACGAUUACAAAUAACAUAAAUAAUAUCAUCAAUAACAAUAAUAACAAUAACAACAACAAUAGCAACACUAAUAACCUUAAUUACAAUCAUAUACCUCAUAACACGUCACCAAGAUCUCGAAGUGUAGUGGAAGCGGCGUCCACAACAUCAACCACAAAAAACAGAACUCUCCCAAAAGCGGUACUCGAAGAUAUAGAAUUCUAUACACGACAUGGUAAUCUUGGUGUCACUACGCAACGUCAACUACUGAAAGCAAAAUAUCCAAAUCAUCAAUUGCCUGCACGUGAUGUCGCCAAUGCAGUUCAAAGGAUUAAAGGAGGUACCGAGAAAAGUGCUGAUAACGACGCGGCAAAAUUAUGGAUCUGGGAGUUGGCAAGAAAAGCCACGCAAAUCGCAUUGGAUCAGCAGGAUAACAAACUGGAAGAUUUGUUGCGACAGUAUAUCAGAGAAAAAGAGGAUCGUGUUCGAUCAGAAAUUAUUCAGCAAUAA
This is a messenger RNA of Ambispora leptoticha, 1131 nucleotides long. Lineage: Eukaryota; Fungi; Glomeromycota; Glomeromycetes; Archaeosporales; Ambisporaceae. The record is from the annotation of a GenBank genome assembly.